Hippocampus comes (tiger tail seahorse) is the source of this 849-nucleotide messenger RNA. RefSeq names its product zinc finger protein 787-like. Lineage: Eukaryota; Metazoa; Chordata; Actinopteri; Syngnathiformes; Syngnathidae. The record is from RefSeq and is a predicted model, not a curated record. The transcript has 2 exons. Gene Ontology annotation, biological process: regulation of DNA-templated transcription. Gene Ontology annotation, molecular function: RNA polymerase II cis-regulatory region sequence-specific DNA binding; DNA-binding transcription factor activity, RNA polymerase II-specific. Bases 46 to 786 code for a protein of 246 amino acids.
UUUUUCCCCCCUCGGCGUCUAUUUUCAGAAUCGGACGGCACCACAAUGGCGACAACACGGACGAGAACGAGGGCGGCAGCGGCGGCGCGGUGCGACAGCGAGGACAAACGCGGCUACGUGUGCCCGGUGUGCGGCCGCGACUGCUUCAAGGCAUCGGCGCUGCAGAAGCACCUGCGCAUCCACUCGGGCGAGCGACCCUUCCAGUGCGCCACCUGCAAGAAGACCUUCACGCAGCAGGUGCACCUCAAGGAGCACCGGCGCAUCCACACGGGCGAGAAGCCCUACGCCUGCACGCUCUGCACCAAGACUUUCACCUUCUCCAGCGCGCUGCGCCGCCAUCAGCGGCUACACGGCGACGCGCGGCCCUUCGCCUGCCACAUCUGCGCCAAGACCUUCAAGCAGGCCACCUCGCUCAAGAGCCACAUGCUGGUGCACUCGGACGUGCGCCACCACUGCCCCGUAUGCCACAAGGCCUUCAGCCGACCGCUAGAACUCAGCUACCACGUGGAUGUGCACGACGCCAGCCGACCCUACUUCUGCCGCAUCUGCCGCAAGAACUUCAGCGGGGCGCGGGCCUUCCGCAAGCACGUUAAAAGGCACCAGGCGCAGGAAGGGGCUGCCGCCGCCGCCGCUGCACAGGGCGCCACCGUCGCAGCUACAGCUGCUGAGGAUACUGCCUCCACGGCAACCGCUGCAGAGACUGACGACGCCACAGCAGCAGCAGCCGCCGAGGACGGCGUCAUCACCGGCGAGGAGACGAGCCAAAGUGAUGAAAAGUGCGACUGACGCGCUGGGCGCCUCAAAAAUGAACAUUUCUUAUCUUCAAUAAAAAUCAUCAGUAUAACAGCA